AUGUCGUCCAAACAAGAAUCAUUGGCAGAAGGCACUAUAAAAGACAAGCAUCCUGAGACACAUGGAUUUGAGGUUGAUGUGAAUCAGAUGAUGGACACUAUGAUCAAGAGUGUGUACUCAUCCAAGGAGCUCUUUCUUAGGGAGCUAGUAUCGAACUCCAGCGAUGCAUGCGACAAGCUUAAGUCGCUGUACUAUGAACUGAAUUCCAAGGGAUGUGAUCUGGACCCGGUUACAUCUCUAAGUAUUGAGAUAAUCCCGAACAAGACGAACAGAACUUUGACCAUCAAGGAUAAUGGGAUUGGGAUGACGAAGCCGGACCUGAUGAACUUCAUCGGAACUAUUGCAAGCAGUGGAACCAAGAAGUUCCGAGAGGAGAUGAAGGAGAAGGGGAAUGCAGCAGAUGCCUCCAACCUGAUUGGGCAGUUUGGUCUUGGAUUCUACUCGUCAUACCUUGUAGCGGACAGGGUUGAUGUGAUAACAAAGCAUCCUGAGGAUGAGGCUCUUGUGUGGACAUCUACUGGAAGAGAUGUGUACACUAUAGAAGAGUACACUGGAGAUUCUUUCUCUCACGGAACAUCAUUGGUGCUUUAUAUCAAGGAGGGAGAGGAGGAAUUCUUGGAUCCAAAGAAGAUUAGUGAGAUAGUGAAGAAGUACUCUCUGUUUGUGUUCUAUCCAAUAUACACAUAUGUUGAGAAGGAGAUUGAAGAGCCUUCUGAGGAAAAGGAAGAAGAGAAGGAAGAAAAAGCAACCGAGGAAACAACUGAGCCAAAGGUUGAAGAGGCGAAGGAGAAGAGACUGAAGAAGGUUACACAGAGGGAGCAGAUCAAUGCGGAAAAGCCCUUGUGGAAGAGAAAUAUAAAGGAAGUUCCCGAGGAGGAGCUGAAGAGCUUCUACAAGACGAUUUCCGAGGACUGGGAUGACUUCCUUGCAGUUGACUUCUGGCGUGUUGAGGGGCUUCUAUCGAUUGAUCUUCUUAUGUUUAUUCCGAAGAGAGCCAGGUUUGAUAUGUUCAACAGGAACAAGAAGAACAACAACAUUAAGCUGUACUGUAAGAAUGUGUUUGUGACUGAUGAUUUCGGAGAUUCUAUUCCCGAGUGGAUGUCGUUUGUCAGUGGUGUGAUUGCUUCUGAUGACAUUCCUAUGAACAUCAGCCGAGAGAUGAUCCAGGGAACAAAUGUAAUGAAGCUUGUCAAGAAGAUUCUUCCACAGAAGAUUUUCGAGAUGAUUGGAAAGCUUGCCAUGGAUGCUGAGAAGUACAAGACUUUCUACAAGGAGUUUGGAAACUGCAUCAAGAUGGCGAUUGGAGAGGCAAGCGAAGGACAGCAGGAUGGCUAUGCAAAAUGUCUUCGAUAUUUCACUACAAAGAGUGGAGAGGAGAUGGUGUCUUUGGAUACAUAUGUGGAGAGGAUGGCAGCCAACCAGAAGCAGAUCUAUGUGAUAACAGGGCUUGGAAAGGAUCAGGUCAAAUCAAAUCCAGCUCUAGAUGCAUUCCAGAAGUACGAGGUAAUCUACAUGUACGAUGUGAUGGAUGAGGUCAUGCUCCGAGGACUCAAGAAAUACAAGGGACAUGCUAUUCAGAGGAUAACAAGUGAAGGAGUAGAGCUUCCCGAAGAUGAAGAAAACAAUGAGGAAAUUGUCAAGUCGUUCGAGGAGUUCUGCAAGAAGGCAAAGGAUCUUCUCUCAAACAAGGUGGAGAAAGUUACGGUGAAUCCAAGGCUUGUGAGUGCACCGGCAGUUAUCUCGACAACUAAGUACUCUCUAUCUGGAACGAUGGAAAACAUAAUGAGGUCCCAGCCUGUCACAGAGGCAAAUCCGUUUGCAGCAAUGACUGCAGUCAGCAAGAAGAUCUUCGAGAUGAAUCCCCACCAUAAACUUGUCAAGAAUCUUAAGACACUUUUCGAUAACAACGAAAUUGAAAAGAUGGGUAAGAUGCUGGAGCUGUUCUUUGAGACGGUUCUUAUCCACAAUGGAUUCAUGCUGUCAGAUCCUAAGACAUUCUGUGCCAAUGUCUUUGAGUUCCUUUGCUCCUCGGAAGUAAAGAGUGAGGAGCUUGUGGAAGAGGUCCAGUGA
Molecule: messenger RNA, 2070 nt
Organism: Encephalitozoon intestinalis ATCC 50506
Lineage: Eukaryota; Fungi; Microsporidia; Unikaryonidae
Product: Hsp90-like protein
Exons: 1
Coding region: 1-2070 (689 amino acids)
Biological process (GO): protein folding
Molecular function (GO): ATP hydrolysis activity; ATP binding; ATP-dependent protein folding chaperone
Source: RefSeq, a predicted model, not a curated record